Molecule: messenger RNA, 1734 nt
Organism: Strongyloides ratti
Lineage: Eukaryota; Metazoa; Nematoda; Chromadorea; Rhabditida; Strongyloididae
Product: VHS domain and GAT domain and Clathrin adaptor, gamma-adaptin, appendage domain and ENTH/VHS domain and Coatomer/clathrin adaptor appendage, Ig-like subdomain and VHS subgroup domain-containing protein
Exons: 3
Coding region: 1-1734 (577 amino acids)
Biological process (GO): intracellular protein transport
Cellular component (GO): trans-Golgi network
Molecular function (GO): small GTPase binding; ubiquitin binding; phosphatidylinositol binding
Source: RefSeq, a predicted model, not a curated record
AUGGAAAAUAAUUUAACAAAUAAUUUUGAUGAAUCAAUUUUUAUUAAACCAAUAGAAUAUUAUGUGGCUCUUUCUAUAAAUCCUUAUUCAAUAGAAAAUGAAAGAAAAAAAUAUUGGGAUAUAUUAUGCCAAAGAAUAGUAAAAGAUGUUGAAGGACCACAAAUUGUUACAAAAUGUUUUUCACAUAAAAUAUUAAGUCCUGAUCAUAAUGAAGCAUCAAUUACAAUUGAUGUUAUUGAAUAUUGUUUAAGAAUAUGUGGAUAUCGUCUUGCUGUUGACUUAGGAAAAUAUAAAUUUUUAAAUUCUAUUAUAAAAUUAUUAUCACCAAAAUAUUUAGGAAAUGAAACACCAAAAGAAAUUAAAGAUAAAGUAAUUGUAUUAUUGUAUGGUUGGCAAAAAUAUAUUGGUCAUAUAGGAAAUUUUAAAGAAGUUUAUAUGUUAUUAAAAAAACAAAAUUUAAUUUUAAAUGAUCCUAAAGUAGAUAUUGAUGAGUAUGUUAUUGAACCAAAAAAACCUGUUAAAAUGGUUUGUUUUGAAGAUGAAGAAAAAUCAAAAUUACUUUCAUUAUUAUUAGCAAGUAAAAAAGAAGAAGAUUUAGUAGCAGCAAAUAAGUUAAUUAAAAGUCUUGUUAAAUCAGAAGAAAAGAAAACAGAAAGAAAAAUAAAAAAAAUGAAAGAUGUUGAAAAAGUUAAAGAUUAUAUUUGUAUUCUUUAUGAAUUAUUAAAUAAUUAUUCUGUAAAUACAACAACUCCUGAGGAAUGUAGAACAAUAGGAGAAUUAUAUAAUAAAACAUUAAAAUUUCAACCAAUAAUACAAAAUUACGCAAAUGAAACAGAAGAGCAUGAGAAUGAUUUUCUUAAAGAAUUACUAGAUGUUAAUGACGAUAUAUUACGUAUUUUAGAAAUAUAUGAUAAACUUUUUAAAGAUGAUAAUCAUAAAAAAAAUAACACAUUAAAUCAUAAUAAAAUAGAAAAUGGAAUGAAACGCGUUACUUGGAGUGAUGAAAGUGAAGGAAGUUCUCUAGAAACUAUUGUUAAUGAUGAUGAUGAUAUAUUAAGUAUCUGGUCCAGGCAAAAUACACCACAGAUUCAAAAAAAAAUUAUGAAACCAGUAUCAAUUAUAAAUACUACAUCAAAUGAUAGUAUAAAUUCAAAUCAAAAUGACUAUACAACUUUUAAUUCAAAAGUGGAAUUUGAUAGCAAUUAUGAUUUAAUUUGUGAUGAUCUUCAAGAUUUAGAAUUUCCUUUACAACCUAAAAUAGAAAAAGUUGAAUUUAAAUUAAAAGACGAUGAGAAUGACUCUGGAAUAUUUUUAAAAAAUUUUUCAUUAACAUUAAAUGAUUUGGAAAUUGAUUCAAAAGAUCCAUUAACAAUUUUUGAUUUACAUAAUAUAAAAAUAAUUUUAUACUAUACAAAACCAAAAAGAAAAUUAUUUAACAAAAAUAUUAUUAUAACAUUUGUCACAAUAACCAAUUUUAAUACACAUCCAUUAUCAGAAGUUAAACUUUAUCUUCAAUCACGUGUAAAAAUUGUCAAUUUUAAAUUAGAGAAGACAUCAAAAAAAGAACUUCAAUCUUUUAAUCCUUUGUCAUCUGCACAGUCAAUAAAUCAAUUACUUUAUAUUUUACCACUCUCAGAUAAUAUUAAAGAAUGUGAAUUUAAUUUUCAACUAUCAUUUACUUCAAAAAAUAACAAUUUUCAAGAAUGUGGACUAUUUUUAUUAAAGUUAGCAUGA